AUGACGUGGCCGAGUAGUUACAUCUCUCGCUCCUCCACCACACUUUCCGACUUACCCGCUGACGUCAUCUAUCUUGUCUUGAAGCGACUUCCCCCUAGCAGCGUGCGUCACCUCUCCGUCUGCAGCACGGGCUGGCGAGCCGCGUGCAACAGCGACGCGGUUUGGCGAGCGCUGUACGCGGCGCGGUGGGGCGGAGACGUGGCGGUCUGGGACGGCGCCGACGACGCGAGCCGUCGCGGCGACGUUGACGUUGACGUUGACGAUGGCAGCGUUGACUCUUCUCCUGCCGGUUCGUCUCCGACGGAAUCCUUCCUCUCCGCAUCGCCACCGUCGCCAACAGCAAGUAUCCUGCCUCGCGCCGCUGGUUCCUAUCGUGCUGACUCGGAAGAUACUAAGCUCGCCCUCCCCUCCUCCUGGCGCAGACCCGUGUCAGAGCGCCCCUUCCCCCUCUCCUGGCGCCAACGCUUCCGCCAGCGCGCAGCAGCAGUGGGGGAGUCGGCGGCGCUGCUGACGUCGCUCGUGACGUCAGCAGCGCGCCACGAUUCGCUGGAGAUUAAGGAGUAUCAGGUCGCGCUGGGCCUCCUCGCGUGCUCGCGCCUCGUCCUUGCUGACGUGGCGAGGCUGCUUCUUAGGCCGCAGCUGUCGGUGCUACUUAAUAUUUUGGGGGUGCAUUAUGCUCUCAUGAACCUAAGAGUUGAGCCGUCUCUCCUGCUCUCUGCCCUGCAGGCCUCGGGUACAGCAAGCAAGGUGGUGUGUGUGCGGUGGUGGGUGCUGAGAGCAUGGGGGCACGUGGGGUUCCGAAUGAGAGACGAGAUGCUAACCGCUUCUGUGCAGCUUAAAGACUUUGCUGCUGCUGCUGUUGCUCCUGCUGCUGUCGCUGCCGCUGCUGACGGUGAUGAUGGCACUGGUACUGCUCUUGCUGCUGCCAAUUCUCCUCCUGCCGCCCCUUCUGCAGCUUCUGUUGCCGAACCUGUCAUACCUCGUCUGGAACCUGCUACCUCUCGUGCCGAGCCUGUGCUCUCCGCAGCAACACCUGAGGCUCGGAGGCUGUUGGGAGUGGUGUGCAGGGGAGCAGUGCACGAGGUAAUGAGAGUGCAGAUUGCAGCUGAUUUCACCACCAGUGCAUGGGUCGCAAGGGACAUGCACUCGCAGCUUUAG
Molecule: messenger RNA, 1158 nt
Organism: Closterium sp. Naga37s-1
Lineage: Eukaryota; Viridiplantae; Streptophyta; Zygnematophyceae; Desmidiales; Closteriaceae
Source: the annotation of a GenBank genome assembly